CACACUGUCGAUUCUUUGUUGUUUAAGAAAGAACAUCUAAAGAAGUCUUGAUUUAUUAGUUGAAUAAAUAUAAAAUAAGAAAAAGAAACUUCAUAAGAGCACCUCACCUCAAGUUCUAAGAAAUCACAAACCCUUAGCGCUACCACCAAGGUUUUCCAAGACAGAUCAAGUCUGGCGUAGAUUUGAGCAAAACAUGCUCAACUACCAAUGUUUAGAAACAAAAUCUCUUUGUGGAACAUCUCAUAUUGAAUUGGAUGGGAUUCACAUUUAUAUUGACCCGGGAAGUGAUGAUAGUUUGGAGCACCCACCUGUAUCUGAACAACCGGAUUUAAUUUUAUUGUCUCAUUCAGAUUUAUCUCAUUUAGGAGGACUAGUAUAUGCAUAUCAUAAAUAUGACUGGAAAAAUGCUCAUAUGUAUGCAACCUUGCCUGUUAUUAACAUGGGUCGUAUGACCAUGUUGGAUGCUAUUAAGAGUAACUUUAUAAACGAUAUAACAAAAGAACAAGUCAAUCAAGUUUUUGAUAGUAUUAUUGCUCUGCGUUAUUCUCAGCCAACUUCUUUGUUAGGAAAAUGCAAUGGCCUAACGAUCACUGCUUAUAACGCAGGCCAUUCUUUGGGUGGUACCUUAUGGAGCCUCAUAAAAGAGUCAGAGAGUAUUCUCUAUGCUGUUGAUUGGAACCACUCAAAGGACAAGCACCUGAACGGAGCUGCUUUGUACACAAAUGGUCAUAUCUUAGAAGCUUUAAAUCGCCCCAACACGCUGAUCACAGAUGCAAAUAAUGCUUUAGUUUCCAUCCCUUCACGAAAAAAGCGAGAUGAAGCAUUAAUUGAGUCUAUAAUGUCUUCCCUUUAUAAAGGCGGUACAGUUCUACUUCCUGUAGAUGCUGCUUCUCGAGUUUUGGAAUUAGGUUGCUUUUUAGAUAGUCACUGGUCUUCAACACAACCUCCGUUACCUUUUCCCAUCUUCUUUUUGUCGCCUACUUCUACUAAAACUAUCGAUUACGCAAGGAGUAUGAUUGAGUGGAUGGGAGAUAACAUCGUUCGAGACUUUGGUAUCGAUGAGAGCCUCUUGGAAUUUCGAAACAUACAUACAAUUACUGAUUAUUCUCAGCUUUCCAGCAUUGGACCUGGACCUAAAGUGAUCCUUGCUACUUCCUCAACAUUGGAAUGUGGCUUUUCUCAGCAAAUAUUGCUUAAUUUUAUGUCUCAAAACGCAAAUGAUUUAAUAUUAUUUACACAAAAAUCCAGGUGUCAGCCUUCUUUAGCCAAACAAUUUAUACGAUAUUGGGAACAGGCAUGCAAGAAAUCAAUGGAAAUUCCUUCCCCAGUCGGUUUAUAUGCCGAACAUAAUAUUAAAGUUAAACGUACAGAGCCUUUAAUGGGUGAGGAAUUGCAAGAAUAUCAAGAAAAACAGCUUCAAAAAAUUAGUCGGACCGCUGAAGAUAGCGCUUUGGAACUCCGCAAUAAAACAAUUUUAGAUGAAGAUUUGUCGUCCUCUUCUGAUGAAGAAGACGAUGAAAUGGGAUUGGCUCCUGAAGUUCCGGGAGCUGCCCUUGGAUCAGCUUUAUUUUUAUCUGGGAAGUCUUUUGAUUUAAACCUUCGUGAUCCGUCUGUACAGAGUUUGCAGAUCAAGUAUAAAAUGUUUCCUUAUGUUGAAAAAAGAAGAAGAAUAGAUGAAUUUGGUGAAGUGGUUAAGCCAGAAGAUUUUGCGACCAUAAAUGAACCAAUGAAUAAUUUCGAAGUAGAAGCCUCACCUUCUGAUAGUACUACUUUGGAUCCUACAGGAAAAAGAAAAUGGUCAGAAAUUAACGAUGGAAUACAUAACCAAAAUGAGGAUGAACAACAAGAAGAUUUUCCCUCGAAGAUUGUGACAGAAGAAUUAAUGAUAAGGAUAUCAUGCCAAGUACAGUUUAUUGAUAUUGAGGGAUUGCACGACGGUCGUUCAUUAAAAACUAUUAUACCCCAAGUGAAUCCUCGAAAAUUAGUCCUUAUCCAUGCUACGGACGAAGAAAGAGAGGACAUGAAACGUACAUGUAGUGCUCUUAGUGCAUUUACUAAGGACGUGUACCUCCCGAAGUACGGCGAGGACAUUAAUGUUAGUAUAGAUGUUAAUGCCUUUAGUCUCAAGCUUUCAGAUGAUUUGAUAAGGAAUUUAAUCUGGACAAAAGUAGGAAACUGUGAGGUUUCCCACAUGCUGGCAAAAAUUGAAAACCCUGAUGAAUCAGAAACUCAAGAUUUAGAACAAAAUGAAGAGGAUGUGAAACAGCAGAAUACGGAAAAAGAAGUAGAUCAUCUUCCGGUUCUUAAUCCUGUUACGCUGCGGUCGGAUUUGGCUAGGGCACCGCGUGCCGCUCCUCUUUUGGUGGGAAAUACCAGGUUGGCUGAACUUCGGAAAGCCCUUAUAGAUCAAGGAGUAUCUGCAGAACUAAAAGGUGAAGGUGUUUUACUAUGUGGUGGAGUUGUUGCUGUACGAAAACUUAGCGGAGGUAAAAUAUCCAUCGAAGGAGGUUUGAGCAAUCAAUUUUUUGAAGUUCGAAAGAUGAUAUACAAUAUGCUGGCUAUCGUUUAAUUCUAAACAGUGCAUUAUAUAAAAGCAUUACUAGAUAAUCAUUUUUCUAUAGGAUUUUCCACAUUUUCUAUGAUUUUUUAUGUGAUUUUAUUAAGAUAUUACUACAAUAAAUACUAAAUACCAAGGAUUAAUUACCGGCUUCUCCUCUUUCAUGUUUCCAACCCUCGCUACCAGUUUGGCGAGCAGGUAAAGCAGAAGAAGGAACAUCUCCUUUCGUUCUGUAACUCAAUAAUUCUUCCUCUUCUCUCUUGUCUUCGUCUAAAAGUUUGGAUCGAUCCUUUUCACUUAAAGAAGAACGAAAUUCCUCGUUUAAUAAUUUUAUAGCAUGCCCAAUUACAGAUUCUGGACAACGGUUUCUAGGGUUGCCAUUCUCUGGAUUGCGAAUAUAUCUAUUAGAGACAUCACGAACACUAUCAACUAAAAAUUGGUAAGCAUACUUUCACAUUAGCGGUGUGUUUGGCUUACUUGAAAACCCAAUGCAAUAUGACAUUUUUUUCCCCCAUCCUAGAUUUUAAGUUAGCGGUAAUAAGAAAAAAGAAAAAAGAAAAAAAAAUAAAAUAGAUUGUUA
Schizosaccharomyces cryophilus OY26 is the source of this 3137-nucleotide messenger RNA. Its product is annotated as cleavage factor two Cft2/polyadenylation factor CPSF-73. The coding region runs from base 194 to 2569 and encodes 791 amino acids. The record is from RefSeq and is a predicted model, not a curated record. Gene Ontology annotation, cellular component: mRNA cleavage and polyadenylation specificity factor complex. Lineage: Eukaryota; Fungi; Ascomycota; Schizosaccharomycetes; Schizosaccharomycetales; Schizosaccharomycetaceae. Gene Ontology annotation, biological process: mRNA 3'-end processing by stem-loop binding and cleavage. Gene Ontology annotation, molecular function: RNA binding. The transcript is spliced from 2 exons.